AUGGUCAAGGCUCCGAAGCUGGCUGAGACCUACUGCGUCUGCCACCUGGCCACCGGGGACAUGCUGCGGGCCAUGGUGGCCUCGGGCUCCGAGCUGGGCAAGCGGCUCAAGGAGACGAUGGAUGCGGGGAAGCUGCCUGGGAGCUGGCGCGGCUGCAAGAACGGCUUCCUCCUGGACGGCUUCCCGCGCACGGUGAAGCAGGCCGAAAUGCUGGAUGAGCUCCUGGAGAAGAGGAGAGAGAAGCUGGACUCCGUCAUUGAGUUCAGCAUCCCCGACUCCUUGCUCAUCCGGAGAAUCACUGGCCGGCUGAUUCACCCAGCGAGUGGCCGCUCUUAUCACGAGGAGUUCAGACCCCCGAAAGAGCACAUGAAGGACGAUGUCACUGGAGAGCCCCUGAUCCGCCGUUCGGACGAUAACGAAACAGCCUUGAAAACCCGCCUGAAGGCCUAUCACACGCAGACCUCUCCCCUGGUCUCCUACUACAGCAAGCGAGGGAUCCAUACGGCGGUGGAUGCCUCCCAGUCUCCCGACGUGGUGUUUGCUAGCAUCCUGGCAGCCUUCUCGAGAGCAACAUCUGAGUGACUCCGUGAACCAGAUGAGAGACCACCAAACGCUGCACACUGCUACAUCACCCAUUGCAGCCCUCCCCUGGGUGCAGGGGAGGCAGGGAGGGCAGCCGGGAGGGGGUUACGAUUGGUGGGAGGGGAAUACGGAGGUGGUAGACAAGGGGCUCGGGGGCUGAUUUGGUUGGUUUUUGUUUGGAUUUCUUAUUCAGCAGAAUCUUUGUGAAGAGGAGAUGGCCUUCUCCUUAGAAAUCACAGUUUGGGGAGGCAGAACAAUCGUACAGAGUGAAACAUCUCUGCCAGUGAUCAGAGGCGGGUCCUUGACCUGUUGGGAGGGUAGGGCUAGAUGCUGUUCCAGGCGUCUCCAGGACUUCCAGGGCUUGUCCCAUCGGCUCUUGGUACUCUGAGGCCACUGCAAGGUUUGCUGUGAUUUUUCUAAAGUCACUUCAUGUCAGCGAGGACCAAAAUGAACAAAUGACUCCAUCAUUUCUGAAAUGGAAAGGAAAAAAAGAUGCCAUGGUCUUUUCCUGGAAGUUUUGUUUUUCUUGUUCUGCUGCAUUCCUGAACCCUGGCAUAGAGACUUCUCAAGGUUUCUCUGCUGCUGAACAGAGGGGCUGCGGCUCUAGUCCAAGCCUGCCUUACUUGGCAAUGGGGUGGCUUUUCUGUGAUCUUGACCAAGCUGGAAUUCACACAAUGCUGAAGAAAUGCAAAAAGAGACUUUCUUAAUUGACUGCAUAAAUAACACUUAAUGGGGUUUUUUACAUUUCUUUUUAGAUCAAAUGGUGCCUUGUCUAACCUCUGAAUCAGUAAUAAAAUAACCCCUUUACAUUUUGUAUCUG
Messenger RNA from Opisthocomus hoazin, 1402 nucleotides. The record is from RefSeq and is a predicted model, not a curated record. NCBI's taxonomy places the organism in Eukaryota, Metazoa, Chordata, Aves, Opisthocomiformes, Opisthocomidae.